UGUUUUGACUUUCAAUUCCAAAUUGUAUAGGUUUCUAAAUUUUCAAAAACAAAAAAAAAAAAAAAAGAUAGAAAAAAACUCAAAAAGAAGCAAAAGACAUGGCGUGGUGCUUCCGCGACAUUCGGCGCCACAUGUGCAUGCUGGUGCGUCAGAACUUCGCCAAAAGUUGCGAGAAGAAGCUAAACGAUCAGAUCAACAUGGAGUUGAAGGCAUCCCACCAGUAUCUGGCCAUGGCCUACCAUUUCGAUCGCUCCGAUAUCAGUUCACCCGGAAUGCAUCGAUUCUUCCUAAAGGCGAGCGUCGAGGAGCGGGAGCACGCGGAGAAGAUCAUGACGUACAUGAACAAGCGUGGUGGUCUAAUCAUUUUGAGCAGUGUACCACAGCCGUUGCCCUGUUUCGCCAGCACCUUGGAUGCACUAAAGCACGCAAUGAAAAUGGAACUGGAGGUCAAUAAGCAUCUGCUCGAUUUGCACGCCCUGGCUGGCAAGGAAGCGGAUCCGAAUCUCUGCGAUUUCAUCGAGGCCAAUUUCCUGCAGGAGCAAGUGGAUGGCCAGAAGAUUCUGGCCGACUAUAUUAGCCAAUUGGAGAAGGCACAAAACCAGGUGGGCGAAUUCCUGUUCGACAAGUAUAUGGGCAGCGGCAUGCAUCCUGCGAAAUGAAUACCUCAAAAUGGACAACCAUCCGAUGAAGAAUACGUAUUAUAAUUGGCAAACCCAUGUGUGUUCAGUAAAGAUUCGUUUUUUGGCCGAUC
This is a messenger RNA of Drosophila melanogaster (fruit fly), 751 nucleotides long. It is a transcript of the gene Fer3HCH, whose product is annotated as ferritin 3 heavy chain homologue. NCBI's taxonomy places the organism in Eukaryota, Metazoa, Arthropoda, Insecta, Diptera, Drosophilidae. The record is from RefSeq and is marked reviewed. Bases 99 to 659 code for a protein of 186 amino acids. Gene Ontology annotation, molecular function: ferric iron binding; ferroxidase activity. Gene Ontology annotation, biological process: intracellular iron ion homeostasis; iron ion transport. The transcript is spliced from 2 exons.